Molecule: messenger RNA, 1410 nt
Organism: Rhopalosiphum padi (bird cherry-oat aphid)
Lineage: Eukaryota; Metazoa; Arthropoda; Insecta; Hemiptera; Aphididae
Product: zinc finger BED domain-containing protein 5-like
Exons: 1
Coding region: 1-1410 (469 amino acids)
Source: RefSeq, a predicted model, not a curated record
AUGGAUCAUUGGUUAAAAACUGGUAGCGUCAGUAAAAGUAAAAGGAAAACUACUGAAUCAAACGAUCCUAUUCAUACUCAAGAAGUGCCAUCAUCAAUUACUAAUAUUUCCACAGAAAAUCUUAAGAAGUUACCACAGGUUAGUAAUACUAAAUUUCUAGUGCCGGGAAAAAUUAGGAAAUAUUCAGAAGAAUAUUUGUGCCACGGGUUUUCGUUCAUUACGAUUGAUAAUGUCGCUAAACCUGAAUGUGUUAUCUGUGGGGAAAUACUAGCUAAUAGCAGUAUGAAACCUUCACAACUUACUCGUCAUUUGAUUACUAAACAUUCAGAUUUAAAGGACAAAGAUGUAACUUUUUUCAAACGUUUACUUGAAAAUAAAAAUAAGUGCAAUAUGCAAACCUACCUCUCUUCUGGUAAUGCUAACGUAGAUGCAGUUGAAGCAUCGUUUCGAAUUAGUUAUAAUAUCGCCAGAAGUGGUAAAAAUCACACAAUCGGUGAAAAUUUGAUUUUGCCAAGCAUUAAAGAUGCAGUUCAUUGUAUGUUCGGAGAAAAAUAUGUCAAUAAAAUAAAUACUAUCCCACUAUCAAAUGACACAGUCAGUCGUAGAAUCAAAGACAUUUCUUAUGAUAUUGAGGAGAAAAUACUAAAAAACAUCAAUAACAGUGAAUUGUUUUCCAUUCAAGUUGACGAGAGUACUGAUGUAGCACAAUUAGCUGUUUUGUUAGUUAUUGCAAGAUAUAUAAAACAAAAUGAAAGCGAAGGUCUUUUGCUCUGCCAUCCUUUGACUGGACGCACAACAGGUGCAGAUAUUUUUCAUGCUAUUGAUUCUUACUUCGCCGAAAAAAAAAUAAAGUGGUCACAAUGCUGUGGUUUAAGUACUGAUGGUGGAAAGUCUAUGUCAGGUUGUUACUCUGGUAUUCUUGCACGUGUUAAGGCAGUAUCCCCACUAAUAAAGUGGACUCAUUGUUGUAUCCAUCGGCAAGCUCUUGCAUCGAAACCUCUUCCUGCAGAUUUGAAGGACGUUCUGGACGAUUCUUGUAAAGUGGUCAAUUUCAUCAAGUCUCGCCACACGAACUCCAGAAUAUUUUCAUUAUUGUGUGAAGACAUGGGAAAUCUUCACAAAACCCUCCUUCUUCAUACUGAGGUUCGAUGGUUAUCACGAGGUAAAGUCCUUACUCGUUUGUUUGAACUUAGGCAUGAAGUUCAAAUGUUUUUUGAAGACCACCCUUUUCGACUGUCAUCAAAAUUUAACGACCAUGAAUGGCUUCAAAAACUAGCAUACUUAUCCGAUGUUUUUUUGAAAUUAAACAAUCUAAAUUUGACUCUUCAAAACAAUGCAGUGACAAUAUUCCAAGUUAAUGACAAAAUAGAAUCUUUUGUUAAAAAGUUAGUUUUGGAAAACGUGUAUUGA